AUGUCGAGUGCGCCAGAGAAUGCAAUUACUCACAAAACACACAGAGAACGUAAUGCCGGUCGUAAGGCAGAAAAGAAGAAAGCAAAGAAGAGCCAUGUUGAAGAACUCACGGACAAACAGAAAAACCCAAAGGCAUUCACGUUUAACUCUGCGAUUAAAGCGGAACGACGAUUUAGACGGAAACAAGAUAUAGAAACGAAGAAACAACACAUACCACUGAUUGAUAGGACGCCUCUUGAACCUCCUCCGAUUCUAGUGGCUAUUGUCGGCCCUCCAAAAGUUGGCAAAUCUUUGGUCAUUCAGUGUCUAAUUAAGAGUUACGUGAAACAACCAUUGACUAACAUAGUUGGCCCUGUCACUGUUGUUUCUGGAAAAAAGAAAAGAAUCACCUUCAUGGAGUGUAACAAUGAUAUUAACAGCAUGAUAGACAUCGCUAAAGUAGCGGAUCUAGUAUUGCUCCUGGUAGAUGCAUCUUUCGGCUUUGAGAUGGAAAUAUUUGAAUUUCUAAAUAUUUGUCAAAUUCACGGCAUGCCUAGGAUCAUGGGUGUUUUGACUCAUCUAGAUUUAAUUAAAAAUGCCAAACAGCUGAAAAAGACCAAGAAGGCAUUGAAACAAAGAUUUUGGACAGAAGUUUACGCCGGGGCGAAAUUGUUUUACUUAUCUGGAUUAAUUCGCGGAGAAUAUUUACGCACGGAAGUAAAAAAUUUAGCAAGAUUUAUAUCUGUCAUGAAGUUUAGACCAUUGACUUGGCGUACCAUGCAUCCUUACAUUCUAACUGAUAGAAUAGAAGAUUUAACAUCCGCCGAGUUGAUUAGACAAAAUCCAAAAAUUGACAGGACAAUAAGUUUAUAUGGGUAUGUGAGAGGAAUUCCCUUAAACAAAGAGGCAUCGAUACAUAUUCCAGGCUGUGGUGAUCUGAAAAUCAAAGAUAUCAGUUUCUUGCCAGAUCCGUGUCCUUUGCCGGAGGAGUUAAAGAAACGUGCAUUAGUAGAAAAAGAACGAUUGAUUUACGCACCUUUUUCUGGCGUUGGUGGUAUAGUGUACGACAAGGAUGCUGUUUAUGUCGAAUUGGCUGGCAGUCAUUCUCACAAAGAAGAAGACACGGGUUUGGUUGGUGCUUUAAUGGACACUCGAGAGACAUUGGAUCAAAAGUUACAACACAGCGAGUUGCAAUUAUUUAGUAAUGCUGCUCCCAUAAAGUCGCAGGAUGUUGAUGAAAAUUUCGACAGUUACAAGGGAGAAAAUGUAAUUGACAAUGGCAGGAUUAGAAGAAAGGUUGUAUUUGCCAGGUCAGUAGAGGAUUCUUCCGAUGAUAGCGAUCAGGAAGAUGUCGAAGAUGAUCAGUUAGAUGGCGAUCAAGAGGAGGAAAGUGAGAAUGAUAUGAAGGAGUUAGAUGAAAUGAAAAUAAAAAUUGAAUGCUUGCAGGCAGAUAAUGACGACAGUGUUGAGAAUGUGGAAUCAAGCGAAGAAGAUGAAAAUAAAAUCAAAGAGACGCACAGAAAAAAGGGCAUCAAGAGAAAAAAUAAAGUCUAUGAAUCAGGAAAUGUUAAAAAGAGAAAAAGUUCGUCAAGUAAUACAACUUUAGAAAAUAACGAUGUUACUGCUAAAGACUCUUUGAAUUUGACAGAAGGUACAAUUUCAAACGUAUCAAAUCCUGCAGAUGUGUAUCGUUGUCUGAGCAAGGAAUCGGAUAUCAUGGUAAAGAAUAAGAUCAAAGAAGCGCUCGAUCAAUUGAAUUCAGCUACAAGUGCAACGAAAGAAGAAGAAAAUAGCGAGAACGAAAGUUUCGAUGAAUUGAGCGAUGGGGAUACACGAGAUGGUCUAGAAAUGGAUGAUACAGAGGAGAAUACUGAUUUUCGAUAUGAAACUUCUGAGGAAGAAGAAGAUGAAAAUAUCGAAACUGAUAAUGUGAAAAAAGCUAAAGACGAGAUCGAGAAUAAUGAAGAAGUUGAAGAUGAGAACGAGAAUGAUGAAGAAGUUGAAGAUGAGUUAAAAUGGAAGACGAACCUGGUCGAACAAGCUAGACAAGCAUUCGAGACACGUCAACGAAGUGACAGAAAUCUCAUGAAAAUUGUUUACGGAGUGGAUAGGAAUCGCGUGGUGGAAGAUGAGAAGAAGGAGAAAACUGAGGACGAAAAUGACGAGAUAGGUGGUAUCUUCCGUGUCGUUCACGAGCAACAGAAGCAGAAAAUAUACGAACGAGAGUUACAAAGUCAAGAAGAAUGCAUAUUUUUCCCGGAAACUCAACGGGAUUGGUUGACAGAGGAAAAUAAACUGCUUGUGGCAAAUCGCUUCGUAACCGGGAAAUGGAAAGAGUCGGAAGACGCAGAAGAGCUGUUAAAGUUAGACGAUGUAAACGACGAGGAACUGUACGGAGAUUUCGAAGAUAUGGAAACCGGGGAGAAACAUGAAGCGGAAACUCCAAAGGAAUCAACGACGAACGACGCGGAGGAAAGGAAGAAGCUUCUGGAAAAGAAGAGAAAGUUAAAGGAGCAGUUUGACUUGGAGUAUGACAACGGUGAAUCUAAAACAUAUUACGACGAACUAAAACUCGAAGUUGAAAAACAAGCGAACUUGAACAAGUCGGAAUUUGAGGGGAUGGACGAUGACGUGAGGGUACAGCUGGAAGGUUAUCGUCCAGGCAUGUACGUACGUGUCGAAAUUGAGACUGUACCUUGUGAACUCGUUACGAAUUUUGAUCCUACGUAUCCGUUGAUCAUCGGGGGACUGUUACACGGUGAGGAGAACAUAGGAUACGUACAGACGAGGAUAAAGAAACAUCGGUGGUACCCAAAGAUCCUAAAGAGCAAAGAUCCAUUGAUACUUUCCGUAGGUUGGCGCCGAUUCCAGACGUUGCCAAUUUUCUCAAAGUUGGAGGACAACUUGAAAAACCGAAUGUUAAAGUACACGCCGGAACAUGUUGCCUGUAUGGCACAUUUUUGGGGCCCUGUCACGCCACAGAAUACAGGAGUGCUGGCAGUUCAAGAUGUCGCCACCAGAGUGCCAGGUUUUAGAAUAGCGGCAACAGGCUCCAUCGUAGAGAUGGACAAGAGCACACAGAUCAUGAAAAAGUUGAAGCUCACCGGCGUUCCGAUGAAAAUUUAUAAGAAAACGGCGUUCAUAAAAGACAUGUUCAACUCGGCGCUGGAGGUUGCUAAAUUCGAGGGUGCUAAGAUAAAAACCGUGUCCGGUAUACGUGGCCAGAUAAAGAAAGCUGUGUCAAAGCCAGAGGGAUGUUUCCGUGCAACGUUCGAAGAUAAAAUACUUCUGAGCGACAUUGUCUUUUGUCGAACUUGGUACAAGGUGGACGUACCAAGAUUUUACAAUCCUGUCACGUCGCUGUUGUUACCUGCCGAAGAGAAGAGUCGAUGGCAAGGAAUGAAAACGACCGGACAGCUGAAAAGAGAAAAGAACAUACAUAUGCCCGCGAACAAAGAUUCCAUGUAUACACCUGUUGAGAGAACGGUGAAAGUGUUCAAACCUUUGUCUAUUCCUCGAAGCUUGCAGAAAGAACUUCCGUAUCGAGAUAAACCGAAAUUAAUGCCGACAUUUAAUAGACAAAGAAAUGGCCGAGUAGCUGUGGUACGCGAGCCGAAAGAAGCGAAUGUAGCGAGGCUCAUGAAAAUGAUUAAAACCAAUUAUGCUUAUAAACAAAAACAACUUAAAGAAGCUACUAAGCGAAGAAUCGAGGCACAUCAAGCCCAGAUUGCUGCAGUUGAAGCGCGCAAGCUCAAAAGGCAAAAAGAAUUGAAGAAACACGUAUUCAGAGAACUUAGUAAAUUAGACAAGAAGAAAAGUCAUAGCGUAUAAUAUAUUAUAUAAAUAAAUAUAUGUACAUAAAAUAAAAUAAUUGUUUUUUACUGAGGACUUUUAUUUCAUGAUAUAUAUUACUAAUGUUUUCAUAAAAUGUUGGUAUGUUUUCAUAAAAUAUUAUUUCGUAAUAAAUGAUUUUGUUUUAUUCUCUUUCUCUCUCUCGUUCUCAUAUAUGUAUCAUAUACAUCGGUCUCUCUCUGCGUGUGUGUACGUACGUGUUACGUAUGUAUAUAUAAAUAUAAUAAAAUGUAUUAUAAUAAAAAAGUUAAUAAAAUAUGUUUUACUGCAUUUUAGAUAAGUUACAAAAUCAUUAUAUAUUAUGAAAAUAUAUUAUCAGUUUAUAUAAAAUAAUAACAACAUUAUGUGUAAUAUACUUAUAAUAUAGCUUGUGAUCCACGCCAUGAAGCGAUAG
Heterotrigona itama is the source of this 4225-nucleotide messenger RNA. The record is from the annotation of a GenBank genome assembly. Lineage: Eukaryota; Metazoa; Arthropoda; Insecta; Hymenoptera; Apidae.